This is a messenger RNA of Brenthis ino (lesser marbled fritillary), 1158 nucleotides long. NCBI's taxonomy places the organism in Eukaryota, Metazoa, Arthropoda, Insecta, Lepidoptera, Nymphalidae. The record is from the annotation of a GenBank genome assembly.
AUGACAAUACUUCUUUAUGACUAUCGUGAGCUGGAAGAAAGAGCAUCGAGACAUCUCAAUGCUUGGAAAGCAUGGCAUUUAAUACUUUACGCUCUGGCUGGAAUCUUUGGAAUCCUAAAUUAUGUGUUCCUUCAUAAUACUAUGCAACUGGUUGACAACAACUGUGUUUUAUAUCCUCGGGAAUUGGAAUUCCAUUUCAUAGACUUACCUGAACCCAGUUCCUUAAAUGUGACACAAAAUUAUACAAGAUCUGAAAAUACUACAAAACAAAAUGCUCAAAAUUCUUCCGUCCGAGUAGAAAACAUUAAUGACGACAAAAAUAAAGCAGUGAAGAGAGAUGUAACGAAUAUCAAUAGUACUGCUCAAAAUGACACGGACACAGGAGUGAUUGAAAAUGAUGUUAACAUAAUAACGAGUAAUGGAACUCAUCGUCUAGUUUUAGACACAUCUCGAACUCUAUUCGGUUGGGAUAACGAUUGCCAAUUUACCGAAUACAUGCCUAUAAUGUCGACGAUCCUUGCAGCCGCGUGGGCCACAUUCUUUACUAUGUGUCCUGGUGGUGGCUAUUCCAGAUCUGGACUCCAAGAACCUUGGCGAAUUUUGACACCAGCUUUAAUAUUUGCUUUAGUAAUGGUUGGUCUCACUGGGUAUAGUUUUACAAGCACAAGUAAGGGUCUCUACGGAUUCUGUUCAGCCUUUUAUAAUGUAACAAACGCUACAACUUGUUCAGCGGUGAAUUCUUAUCUGGACCGCUCGUGGAAUAUAACAUGGGGUUUUGGUGGGCGAGCGGCAGCGACGCGCGCGGCCAGUGCGGGCGUGUGGGCCAGCUGGGCCUGCGCCGCCACCUUGUUCAUUGCUCGGUGCCUCACUGCGCCAGACUUCCAAGUUAGAAGGACUGGCGCUUAUCUCAAGGAUCCACAGCAGAAAAUCACUCCCUACCUCAAAAAAUCUUCACGUCGGCGUAUUUCGAAUAAUUCACCCACCAAACGUGACAACAUGUCCAUUAAAUCUGAACCAACUGCCACCACGGAACUGGUCACUGCUUCUAUAGAACAAGGUCAAGACACUGCGCCAACAUCUCCGCAAAUGACUCCUAUUAAGCGGGCCAAUGGUGAAAAUAUUGAAAUGACCGUAACGAAUACGCCAAUUAUAUCGCCU